Molecule: messenger RNA, 1956 nt
Organism: Ictalurus punctatus (channel catfish)
Lineage: Eukaryota; Metazoa; Chordata; Actinopteri; Siluriformes; Ictaluridae
Exons: 3
Coding region: 182-709 (175 amino acids)
Biological process (GO): negative regulation of double-strand break repair via nonhomologous end joining
Source: RefSeq, a predicted model, not a curated record
UCAUCCGGGUACUUUUUGUAUUUGGACUUUUCAGCCUGAACACACUACUCGCACUAUUUAUACUACAGAUCGGCAUAGAAUAGUGCACAAGUACGCGAAUUGGGACGUACCCACAGUGUUUUCUUGGGGUUUAUGAUUAGCUCGUUUGCUGGAAAUUCGUUUGGAUAAACUGAAGAUUGGUAUGUCUGUAAAACGGAAUCUUCCAGGCUGGAUGAUGGUCGCAUCUGACCAUAAAAGUGGCAAAGAAGAGCGGAUUAGAGAGUCGCUAACGAGGAAACAGGAAGUAAACACGAAGAAAUGUGUACGGAAAAAGUGCACCAAAAGGAUGAUGUACUGGAUGAAUGAAAGGGAGCUCGUUGAAACAGCACUCAGUGUUCUAAGUAGAGAUAAAGGAGAGACAGCUGGAGAAGACAGAUGGGCUCCGCUGACCACUGACAUGACCGUGAUUCCAGAGACUGAUCAUGAAGAGACGACAGACUCAGAAGUUUCUCAGCCAGCCGUGGAUAUUGCUGAGCAAGAGACAGUACCAUACAACGAGUGUUUAGAGGCAAGACGGUGCAGUAGUGUAUCUGAGAGCUCUGAUGAGCAGGGAUUAGCAUCGUCAGUGGUUUUGGAGAAGGAAGAUGAGUCUGAGGAGCAGAUUCACAACUCUCGGCGUGAUUCUGAUCAUAAAGCUCUGCAGGUGCUGCGAGAGAUCUUUUUCAGCUGAUGUUGAAAACCGAGUGCUUUGGAUUUUGUGUUCACGGCAAGAAAACUGAUGAACUGGUAACUCGGGGACAACACCAGAUAAUUCUGUAUUAUUGUCCUCUGUGUAAAGCCUUCACUUCGAGUGUUCUGUGUUGCCACAAAAUUUAGUCCAAGUCAGCACCAGCUAAACUCCCCCCCUCCUUUCAGAGGGAAAAAACAGAAGAGAUAUAGAUAUGAAUAAUGGGUGGCAAAUUAAGUGUCCUUUUAAAGUAUUGGGCCACCACCAGAACAGAUUCAAACCAUCUUGGCACAGAUUCGGCAAGUCUCUGGAAUGGUACUGGAGUCAUGAACAUUGUUCUUCCCUUAACUGCUGUUAGGGUGGUGGUGGUGGUGGUGGUGGUGUAGAGCGCUGUCUAACAUCUCACUCUACAAUCUCCCAUAAAUAAGUAUUCAAUUAUGACGAGAUCUGGCGACUGUAAAAGCCAUAGCAUAUGACGUAAAUCAUUUUCAUCCUCAUUAAACCAUGCAGUGAGCCUUUGUGCCCUGUGGAUGGGGCAGAGCCAUCCUGUUAGAGACCAGGACAUAAAUGAACUUUGUAUUGAUUUGCAGUGUGUCUUGUCUUGAAGGGCACAAGUGGAAUUAAACCAUACCAGAGUAAAAUAUCCUCCAGAUCCUCUGGACUUCCUCAGUGUAGGGGUAAAAAAACCAAAAAUAAAAACACGACAGUACUCUUCUCUUGGUUCACACUACACAUACAUUCACACACCAACUAUUUGAGAGUAUGUUGAUGAACGUAUAUCACUACUUAUAUGCACUUAUAUGCAGUAGCAGUGUUUUUUUUUGUUUUUUUUUUUUUUUUUACACCAGUGAACCCUAAAAUAUGCAUUCAGCUGUAUAAUGAGUGAUUUAUACACUACAACCCUACUGUACGCAUCUUGUUUUUCUUUGUCACUCAUCUGUGUGAGUAUAUACACCAACUCAUUUUCAUAAGUCCUUUCCAUGUACUGGACACAUCCCAUUUCCUUGUAAACUUUGCACAUUCUGUAGUUUUAUUACUAAAGUGCAACUUGUAUGGUCUGAAUUAAUUUCAAAGAAAAGUGAUAACAGAUCUGAACAGCUGCCGUACUAAGUGUAACCCUUAUGAAUGAAUAAACGUCAUAUGUUGCAUGUUAUGCAUGAUUUUACAUGUCGGCUGUCACAUCAUAUUACCAAAGCUGAAGAACUCCCAGUAUGUUCAUGAUACUUGGCAAUAAAGUGUCUUAUACUUUA